AUGGAGAACCCGACAGGGCUCAUCUCAUUUGGCCUGGCGGAGAAUAGACCAAUGAGAGCGGAGAUAGCCAGAUAUAUCAACCAAAAUGUCGUUUUUACACAAGAUUCUAUCAGCUACCGCCCAAGCGCACCGACAGCUGCAAGAUUACCAGCUGCUGCUGCAGUUCACCUGAACAAUAUCCUCAAACCACAUGCCCCAAUUGAUCCCGAGGACAUAUUAGUGGCAGACUGUCCGACUUCUCUUGGCAGCAUGCUAGGACACAGUCUCGCAGAAUCCGGGGAUGGGAUCCUCGUCAGCAGACCCAUAUAUGGCCGCUUUGAGCUCGACUACGGCGUUGAAUCUGGCGUUAAAAUGGUUUAUGCUGAUACAACUGUGGAAGAGGCAUUCUCUCCUGCUUGUGUGGAAAAAUAUGAACUGGCUUUUAAGGAAUCCUCCAAGAACAUUCGAGCUGUUCUGCUCGUCAAUCCACAUAACCCUGUCGGUCGUUGUUACCCAGUCGAGACACUCAAGGCUAUCACCCGAUUCUGUAAUAAGCAUAACCUCCAUCUCAUCAGUGAUGAGGUAUACGCUUCAUGCGUGUUUAAUUCUGGUGACCCUGAGGCUGUGCCAUUUACGUCAAUCCUCUCGCUGGAUCUUGCGGGAUUGAUAGAUCCUAACCUGGUCCAUGUGUUAUAUGGUUUCAGCAAGGACUUCGCUUCUGGAGGCCUCCACCUUGGGUUCUUGGUGACCAAAAAUCGGCAGCUUCGGCAAGCCUGCAGAACAAUCCUGAGACUGCACGGCGCUUCACAAGCAGCGGUGACUAUCGGCACCGUGAUUCUAGAAGACCAAGCUUUCGUGGCAAGCUUCACAGCCAAAGCAAGACAGAGCCUCGCUUCAGCCUACCGGUUUACAACCUCAGUGCUCAACAGGGAGGGAAUCAACUAUGUCAAGGGCGGAAACGCUGGCUUCUUCGUCUACAUCGACCUGUCACCAUAUCUGCCCCGUGACGAUUAUCUUACCCCGCGAAACCGGGAGUUUUCUCUUGCUGAGAGGCUCGUCGAUGCUGGUGUGUUCUUACAUCCCGGGGAAGAGCAUUCGAGGGAUAUUGGGUGGUUCCGCCUGGUGUUCUCACAGGAAGAGGAGAUAUUGCAGGAAGGCUUUAACAGAUUGUUGAGUGUUUUAAGGUCAAGUAAAUGA
Messenger RNA from Penicillium roqueforti, 1176 nucleotides. RefSeq names its product pyridoxal phosphate-dependent aminotransferase. The coding region runs from base 1 to 1176 and encodes 391 amino acids. The record is from RefSeq and is a predicted model, not a curated record. NCBI's taxonomy places the organism in Eukaryota, Fungi, Ascomycota, Eurotiomycetes, Eurotiales, Aspergillaceae. Gene Ontology annotation, biological process: biosynthetic process; amino acid metabolic process. The transcript is spliced from 8 exons. Gene Ontology annotation, molecular function: pyridoxal phosphate binding; transaminase activity.